Lathyrus oleraceus (garden pea) is the source of this 855-nucleotide messenger RNA. RefSeq lists its product as uncharacterized. The record is from RefSeq and is a predicted model, not a curated record. The transcript is spliced from 2 exons. NCBI's taxonomy places the organism in Eukaryota, Viridiplantae, Streptophyta, Magnoliopsida, Fabales, Fabaceae. The coding region runs from base 1 to 855 and encodes 284 amino acids.
AUGGCAUACAUUCUUCUAUAUGUUGAUGACAUCAUUCUCACCACAUCCACUGAUGAUCUUCGGAAAUCCAUCAUGAUGCUCCUUGCUUCAGAAUUUGCCAUGAAGGAUUUGGGCCCUCUUAGCUAUUUUCUAGGCAUUGCAGUAACCAGACAUACAAGUGGUAUCUUUCUUUGUCAAAAAAAUUAUGUAGCAGAGAUCUUUGAUCGGGCCGGCAUGUCAUCUUGCAAAUCGUCUGCCACACCUGUUGACACCAAACAAAAACUCAGUGUCUCAUCAGGUGUUCCGCUUGAGGACCCCACUCAUUAUCGGAGCCUUGCAGGCACUCUGCAUUUCGGCUUACAUCUGUACCCUUCAUCCAUCUUUAGUCUUACUUCCUACACUGAUGCGGAUUGGGGUGGUUGUCCUGACACAAGGCGCUCAACAUCUGGUUACUGUGUCUUUCUUGGUGAUAAUCUUAUCUCGUGGUCAUCUAAACGACAACCUACUCUCUCCCGUUCUAGUGCUGAAGCUGAAUAUAGAGGGGUAGCCAACGUCGUGUCCGAGUCAUGCUGGAUUCGAAAUCUUCUCCUAGAACUACAUUUUCCGAUCCCAAAAGCCACGUUGGUGUAUUGUGACAAUGUCAGUGCCAUAUACCUCUCCGGCAACCCCGUUCAACACCAACGGACGAAGCACAUCGAGAUGGAUAUUCACUUUGUUCGCGAGAAGGUGGCUCGCGGUCAAGCUCGUGUUCUUCAUAUCCCAUCACGUCAUCAGAUUGCUGACAUAUUUACUAAAGGGCUCCCGCGCAUACUUUUUGAUGAUUUUCAGACCAGUCUCAGCGUACGGGAACCUCCCGCUUCCACUGCGGGGGUGUGA